CAAAUUUCACAUCGAUAAUUUUCUGACUUCAACAUAUUAAAUUCUAGAAAAAUUGACAAAAUAUUCCAUCGAAUGUGAUGGACUAAUGAGGAUUUAUUUUCCUCCAACAAAACCUGCCAUUCUGAUUGCAAACCCCAGAGACGUGCGAACCCUUUUAUCUUCAGGGGCAGCUACAAAAAAAUCCAAAUUCUACGAUUAUAUGAAAGUAUGGUUAGGAGACGGACUCGUAACAAGAGACGAAGGGGAAACCUGGAGAACACGUAGAAAAUUGCUGAAUCCAUGUUUUGGUCGUCCCUCUCUCCUCAGACAUUACACUGUACAGUUCGAAGCACUAGGAGAUAUUCUUGUAGAAAAACUCUCUGAAAAACUGAACGACUCAAGUUUUGACCUAUUUCCAUUCUUGAAGCAUUUUUCCAUGGAUGUACUUUCCAAAACAUCGUUAGGGAUAGAUUUGAACUGCCAAAAAGAACCUCACAAUGGUUAUUUCGAAAGUGUCGACAACAUGGGCAAAAUCGUAUUCGAACGUUCAAUAUCUCCUCUUCUGAAAAAGUAUGAUUUCACUUUUCGUUUCACUAAACAGUACCAAACACAAACAGCAGCUGUCGAUACCAUAAACAACUUCAACAGAAAUAUUAUGAGGAAUAAGAUUCGUAGUUAUAAUUCUGGAUCAGAAAAGGAGCCUUUGCCUACUUUUGUAGAUACUUUAAUUCAUAAAAUGGGUACGGAAGGAGAAGUCUCGGAGAAAGAUGUAUUGGAUGAAGUCAACACCUUCGUAUUUGGUGGACAUGGCUCUACGGCUACUGGUUUAGCCUUCACCCUGUAUGCAUUGGCGCACCAUCCAGAGUGUCAGGAAAAAAUUCUUGAAGAGCAAAGACAAAUAUUUGGUCACCUCCAUAAUGAAUUGACAGUGACCUACGAUCAUCUUCAAGAAAUGAAAUAUUUAGAAAAGGUCAUUAACGAAGCUCUCAGAAUGUACCCGCCAUUUCCUUUCAUAGGCAGGAAAUUAGUGAAAGACGUUGAACUAGAGGGAGGAAUCGUGUUACCAAAGAACUUGAGUGUGGGAAUUUUUGUUUACGGCUUACAUCACAAUCCGAAGUACUUUCCAGAACCGAAAAAAUUUAUUCCAGGAAGGUUUGAGGGCAAUAUAGUUCCUUUUACUUUCCUACCGUUCGCCGCUGGACCAAGAACUUGUUUGGGAAGGAAAUUUUCGAUGAUUGAAAUGAAGAGUACGAUUUCGAAACUCAUAAGGAAUUUCCGUCUUUUACCUCCAGGACCUACAUUUCAGUUGGAACUAGCACCUGAAAUGACUCUCACAUCACGAAAUGGAAUAAAAAUAUCACUGGAGAAACGAAAUUGACUCAACAUAGACUAGCAACUAAAUGAAAUUGUAUAACUUCUUCAAUUGUAUGUGCAAAUAUAAA
Leptinotarsa decemlineata (Colorado potato beetle) is the source of this 1421-nucleotide messenger RNA. Its product is annotated as cytochrome P450 4d2. NCBI's taxonomy places the organism in Eukaryota, Metazoa, Arthropoda, Insecta, Coleoptera, Chrysomelidae. Gene Ontology annotation, molecular function: heme binding; monooxygenase activity; iron ion binding. The record is from RefSeq and is a predicted model, not a curated record.